AAAAAUAUUUUGGAAAAAAUGAAAAUAACUUAUAUAAUUAUCUUGUUAAUCGCAUUAGCAACUACAAAAAAAGUUGAUAUUAAUAGUAGGACUUAAAUAAACCAUACUCAAGUAAUAAAUAUAUAGUAUAUGAUCAACAGAAACAAUUAAUAUAAAAUGAAGAAAUAACUUAUGAAACUUCUCUAUUAACACCAGAAGAAUAGAAAAAAGCAGAUGAAGCCAAAAAAGCAGAAGAAGCCAAAAAAGCAGAAGAAGCUAAGAAAAAAGCAGAAGAAGCUAAAAAAGCAGAAGAAGCAAAAAAAGCAGAAGAAGCUAAAAAGGCAGAAGAAGCAAAAAAAGCAGAAGAAGCCAAGAAAAAAGAAGAAGAAGCUAAGAAAAAAGCAGAAGAAGCAAAAAAAAAAGAAGAGGAAGCUAAGAAAAAAGAAGAAGAAGCUAAGAAAAAAGAAGAAGAAGCUAAAAAGGCAGAGGAAAAAAAGAAAAAAGAAGAAGAAGCUAAAAAGGCAGAAGAAAAAAAGAAAAAAGAAGAAGAAGCUAAAAAAAAGGAAGAGGAAGCCAAGAAAAAAAAAAAAGAAGAAAAUAUUAGAUAAUAAGAUGAAAAAGAAAGAAAUAAAAGAGCUGAAUAUGAAGAGUGCAUUAGAGAUAAAUGUGAAGACAAUUUUGAUGAAUGCAAUUCAGACUGCGUUUAAAAAUUAAAAGACUGUAAAAAAAAUGCUAUUUAUGAAGGAAUUGAUGCUGUAAAAAUAUUAUUUUUAUUGUAGUAUAAUAAAUGUGUUAAAAAUAAUGAAAAGGCCAAUUCUUUAAUAAAAUGCAUUCAAACUAAUUGCUAAGAAUGA
Molecule: messenger RNA, 833 nt
Organism: Paramecium sonneborni
Lineage: Eukaryota; Ciliophora; Oligohymenophorea; Peniculida; Parameciidae
Source: the annotation of a GenBank genome assembly